Molecule: messenger RNA, 1894 nt
Organism: Myxocyprinus asiaticus (Chinese sucker)
Lineage: Eukaryota; Metazoa; Chordata; Actinopteri; Cypriniformes; Catostomidae
Product: desmin-like
Exons: 9
Coding region: 83-1495 (470 amino acids)
Biological process (GO): skeletal muscle organ development
Cellular component (GO): cell-cell junction; Z disc; sarcolemma
Source: RefSeq, a predicted model, not a curated record
AGCAUGCCCUGUGCUCACUUCUGUCUGUGUCCUCUCCGGAGGGUGUGUGUGUUUAUCUGGCCUGUCUUUCCUGUGCUCCACCAUGAGCCACUCUCACGCCUCCUCAUCCUCUUCAUACCGCCGAACGUUCGGUGGUCCCAGCUACCUGACGGCACCCAUGUCCCGUGCCCUAUUCGGCCGAGCCUCCACCAGAGGGUCUGGCAGCUCUCGGGUCAGCUCCAGAGUCUAUGAGGUCACCAAAUCGUCCUCUCCAGGAUUCUCCAGUUACCGAGCAUCCUCCUCCAGUUUGCCUAACUUGUCUGCGGGCUUUACACGCUCCUAUGGCGGGAUGGGUGAGACCCUGGACUUCAACCUGGCCGACGCACUCAACCAGGAGUUUCUGCAAACACGUACCAAUGAAAAAGUUGAGCUGCAGCACCUGAAUGAUCGCUUCGCCAACUACAUCGAGAAGGUUCGUAUGCUGGAGCAGCAGAACCAGGUACUGGUGGUCGAGGUGGAGCGGUUAAAGGGGCGGGAGCCCACGCGCAUCGCCGACAUGUACGAGGACGAGAUGAGGGAGCUGAGGAGAGAGAUUGAAGUGGUGACCAACCAGAGAUCACGUGUGGAGGUGGACCGGGACAACCUAGCCGAUGACCUGCAGAAACUGAAACUCAGGCUUCAGGAGGAGAUCGCACAGAGGGAGGAGGCAGAGAACAAUUUAGCCGCAUUUAGAGCUGAUGUGGAUGCUGCCACUUUGGCCCGUCUGGAUCUGGAAAGACGUAUAGAGACCCUACAGGAGGAAAUCGCCUUCCUCAAGAAGAUUCACGAGGAGGAAAUUCGUGAGCUACAGGCCCAGAUGCAAGAAACCCAAGUCCAGAUCCAGAUGGACAUGUCUAAACCGGACCUGACUGCUGCCCUGAGAGACAUCCGUGCUCAGUAUGAAGGCAUCGCAGCAAAGAAUAUUGCAGAGGCAGAGGACUGGUACAAGUCAAAGGUGUCAGACUUGAACCAGGCAGUGAGCAAGAAUAACGAGGCUCUGAAGCAAGCCAAGCUGGAUACCAUGGAGUACAGACACCAGAUCCAGUCCUACACCUGUGAGAUCGACUCCCUCAAGGGCACUAAUGAGUCUCUCAUGAGGCAGAUGAGAGAUAUGGAGGAUCGUCACGGUCGAGAGGCUGGUGCUUUUCAGGAUACUAUCGUCAGACUGGAGGCUGAGAUUGCUAACAUGAAGGAUGAGAUGGCUCGUCACCUGAGAGAAUACCAGGACCUGCUCAAUGUUAAAAUGGCCCUGGAUGUGGAGAUCGCCACCUACAGGAAGCUGCUGGAAGGAGAGGAGAGCAGGAUCGUGAUGCCUAUGCAGGCCUACUCCACUAUAAGCUUCAGAGAGACGAGUCCAGAGCACCAUCAGAGAGCCUCAGAAAUGCACUCAAAGAAAACCGUCCUGAUCAAGACCAUUGAGACACGUGAUGGAGAGGUGGUGAGUGAAUCUACACAGCACCAGCAGGACGUCAUGUAAACUUCAGACAUGGAGCAGCAAACCAAAGAACCAAACCAGGACGGAAAUAAAAGCUUUAGGACAGUUCAUCACAUUCUGUACUUUUCUUUUUUCACAUAUUUGAACAGUAAUACGAGCACAAAUGCAUGUGUGAGGAGAGAGGUGUCACUUUCUUUUCAAAUCUGUAUUUUUAAAAAGCGAACUUGAGGAAUCACGUAAGGUAGUUUAUCCUCUUUAAAUGUUCGAUAAGCAAAGGAAGAUGGAAGGAAGGAAAUACAGGAGGAAAAGAUGGGGUUCGGAGAGGAUGAAAGAACAGAAUAGGCUAAUAGAAAAUGAUGGAGAAAAUUGACAGGACUGUGCCAAGCAUAAGAAAGAAUAAAUUAAAGACACCUAAACUGACGCAUUCAAUAAAUGUCUGUU